This is a messenger RNA of Aspergillus pseudotamarii, 823 nucleotides long. RefSeq lists its product as uncharacterized. The transcript has a single exon. Lineage: Eukaryota; Fungi; Ascomycota; Eurotiomycetes; Eurotiales; Aspergillaceae. The coding region runs from base 121 to 339 and encodes 72 amino acids. The record is from RefSeq and is a predicted model, not a curated record.
CUUUAUCAACAUCUUUGGUUAUGCUAUUCUCUGUCACCAUCAUUUCCGUAGAUACAUAUUACAUCUACCCCUACGAGUGCGUUUAGCUUCUACUGCGCGCUCAAUCUUAUACCGUUCCCUAUGAUAGGCCUAUGGGUCCCGCAAACAAAGGGACUCACACUGGAAGGACUUGACUAUGUCUUUACGAUCCUUUCUGCAAAAUAUAUCAAGAACCAAGACACGGAGAUCAUCGUUAUUCUUGCAAACGGUAGAUACCAUGGCGCAACGACGCUAUACCCUCCCUUAUUCCACGAUUUUAGAGGCACAAGUCAUUUAUGCGCGUGUAUCUCAUUGAGGUGACAGCUUUCAUCUUGGAACAAAGGCUGUCGAUGACUACCCGGCUCAUGUAAGUUGUCAACUGAGUUUAGUAUCGGGCUAGCAGCCGAUGACAUUUUGGAGCUCGAUGUUCUAUACCAUUUUGAGAACAUAUCAGUUUAGGAUAGUUAGGCAUGGGUCUCUGCUUUUCCUUCGUAUUGCUUGUUAUAGAUGCUGGAGAUAAAUAUAGGGUUAUACUAAGAGUAAGUAUCGCAAGACUACUAGUACCUGCUAUAGGUACUAUAUCGAGUAAAAUUAGUCCUUCCGCCCAGUAACUAAAGUGAGAAUAAAAGCUCGACCUUUUCGGUGUUAGUACUAUAGUACAGUAGUUACCAAUUUUGAAUAUGCUAUAAUUAUGAUAAUCAUCGAGGCCCAGUGAUAUAUCCUUUGAAUUGUGCAGUUGCGAAAAGCGCUGCGCAUCUGCGCCGUCGUUACAGCAAAUUUUCGAACUACUGAACAGUCCUUGUGG